Messenger RNA from Spinacia oleracea (spinach), 3594 nucleotides. RefSeq lists its product as uncharacterized. The record is from RefSeq and is a predicted model, not a curated record. NCBI's taxonomy places the organism in Eukaryota, Viridiplantae, Streptophyta, Magnoliopsida, Caryophyllales, Amaranthaceae. Bases 1 to 3594 code for a protein of 1197 amino acids. The transcript is spliced from 5 exons. Gene Ontology annotation, molecular function: RNA-DNA hybrid ribonuclease activity; nucleic acid binding.
AUGAAAACAUUAGUGUGGAACUGUUACGGGCUUGGCAACCCGUUAACAGUAAAAGCUCUCCAAGAUUGGUGUUGGAGGGAUAGGCCGAACAUUGUUUUCGUCAUGGAAACAAAGAUGGACGCUGGUAGACUCGAGUUGGUACAUAAUAGGUGUGGUUUUGAGAAUGGUUUCUGUCUAAGUAGUAACGGGAGGUCCGAAGGGCUAGGAUUCUGGUGGCGGGACAUUAAAGUGAAUAUCUGUUCAUACUCACUUCAUCACAUUGAGGUAGAAGUGUGUGACAGUGAGAAUGUGCCAAAGUGGAAAGCAGUAGGUAUCUAUGGUUGGCCGGAGGCAGCGAAUAAGCAUUAUACGUGGGAGUUAAUGAGAGCUAUCAAAGCUCGGAGUUCACUCCCGACUGUUAUGUUUGGUGACUUUAAUGAGAUUAUGGGUAUGCAUGAGAAAGAAGGGGGUGCAGUAAGGGGGGAAAGACAGUUAGACGCAUUCCGGGAGGCAAUAGAGGCGUGUGAUUGUCGUGACUUGGGCUAUAAAGGCAACAUCUUCACAUGGAAGCGUGGCACGUCCAUGGAGACGAUGGUGCGAGAGAGACUCGACAGAUACAUAGCAGAUACACAAUGGUGCUCAAUGUUCCCAUAUUCGGAGGUAAUUCACUUUCCUAUUUGCCACUCAAAUCAUGCGGCAAUCUUGCUAAAAUUUGGGGACAAAGAGGAGAAGAAGAAAAAUGGGAAGCUGUUUCGUUUUGAGGCCAUGUGGUUAUCUAGGAAUGAAUGCGGGGCAGUGCAAAAGAGGAUCAAAAUGGCUGAACGUAAGCUUAAGGAGACGCAAGGCAGGGCUCUAGAUGCUCAACAGUUGCUACAAUGUAAUGAAAUUGUUGACGAGUUGGAUGAUUUGCGUAGGUUAGAGGAGUCUUAUUGGCAUGCACGUGCAAGAGCGAAUGAGUUGAGGGACGUCAACAAAAGGGGAGAUGGAUGCGAUUAUUGCAGAGUACUUUGGUGGUUGUUUGCGUCGGGCAGCCCGGACAGGUUCGAUGAGGCUCUGGUGGGGGUCGAAAUGGUGGUUACUAAUGAUAUGUGGGAGAUGUUAGAGGAGGAGCCAACAGGUGAAGAGAUCCGAGAGGCGCUUUUUCAAAUGCACCCCAACAAAGCACCCGGCCCGGAUGGGAUGCAUGCCCUCUUUUUUCAGAAAUUUUGGGGGGUGAUUGGCGGGGAUGUGAUUCGGUUUGUGAAAGGGUGGUGGCGGGGGGAGGUGGACUUGAAGGAAGUUAAUCGUACGUGCAUUGUCUUAAUUCCGAAAGUAAAUGAUCCGAAAAGAAUGACGGAGUUUAGGCCGAUAAGUUUGUGCAAUGUUUUGUAUAAAAUUAUCUCCAAAACCCUGGCUAAUAAACUAAAGACAAUGUUAGGUACAAUUAUCUCGGAGAAUCAAAGUGCUUUUGUCCCAAAAAGAUUAACUACGGAUAAUGCACUGGUAGCUUUUGAGAUCUUCCAUUCGAUGAAACGGCGUGGGGAAGGUAAGGAUGGUACGAUUGCGCUUAAACUUGACAUGAGCAAAGCCUAUGAUAGGGUGGAAUGGGUGUUUUUGGAGAGAGUGAUGCUCAAGAUGGGUUUCCAACAAAGCUGGAUUGGGCGUAUCAUGCAGUGCUUAAAUUCGGUUUCCUUCUCCUUUAAGUACAAUGGCAGUAUUUCCGGAGCUUUAAUCCCAACUCGGGGCCUUAGGCAAGGGGACCCGAUUUCCCCGUACCUUUUCCUGAUAUGUGCGGAUGCGUUUUCAAUGCUCCUCAAGAAGGCAGUGACGGAUAAUGCCAUCCACGAAGCUCGAGUCUGUAGAGGUGCACCUAGGGUAUCUCACCUAUUCUUCGCCGACGAUAGUAUUUUGUUUGCUAAAGCCAAUUUGCAUGAGUGCUCUAAAGUGGCUGAUAUAAUCAGUACGUAUGAAAGAGAAUCUGGUCAGAAAGUUAACCUUAGCAAGACAGAGGUUGCCUUUAGCAAGUGUGUUGAGGAAGGACGUCGACAAGAGAUUGUGAGUACAUUAGGAGUAAGGGUGGUCGAUAAACAUGAGAAGUAUUUGGGGUUGCCAACGAUUAUCGGAAGAUCAAAAAAGGCGGUCUUUGCAUGUUUAAAAGGAGAGAAUUUGGAAAAAGCUACAAGGGUGAAAGGAGAAACUGUUGUCUCGCCCGGGAAAGGAGGUUCUUAUAAAGGCAGUAGCACAGGCUAUCCCAAAAUAUAUGAUGAGCGUAUUCAGGAUACCAGACGGGCUGAUCGAAGAGAUACACUCGGUUCUGGCUCGUUUUUGGUGGGGAUCAAACGGGUCGGAGCGGAAGAUUCAUUGGCACAGGGUGUACUAAAGGAAAAAUAUUAUAAACACUCAGAUUUCCUCGAUGCCUUUAGAGGGUAUGACCCGAGCUAUACGUGGAGAAGUAUAUGGGGCGCAAAGGCACUACUUCUUGAUGGAAUGAAAUGGAGAGUGGGUAAUGGCUCUUCGAUAAGGGUCUGGGACGACUCGUGGCUACCAAGUGAGGGUAACACGUAUGUCCCGACGCCUGGGAUUGAUAGUAAUCCUGAUAUGCAAGUGUAUGAGCUAAUCAAUUUUGAUGAAGGUGGAUGGGACGUUGCAAAGGUGGAGGCAACAUUUAAUGGGGAUGAUUGCAGGGCCAUGCUUGACAUUCCGAUCUCGAAUUUCUGGCCGCAAGAUAGACGGUAUUGGUGGUCCGCUUCUGAUGGCGUGUAUACGGUCAGGACAGGGUACUGGUUGGGGAGACUAGGGCAGACUCGUGCAUGGGAGAUGUACUAUGGUGAAAGAGAAAGGGAGUUGUGGCGGGUGGUCUGGCAGCUAGGGGAGCCUCCGAAACUGUGCCAUUUCAUUUGGAGGGCAUGCAAGGGAAGCCUAGGGGUGAUGGAUGUUUUAUGUAAGAGACAUAUCCGGGACAAUAGUCAAUGCCCAGUUUGCGGAGCCAUGGAAGAGACACUUAUGCACGCCGUAUUCGAAUGUAAGUAUGCGUCUACGAUUUGGUCUCAUAGUGAAUUCUUUGGGCUGCUUGCAGAGGCACCAUGUGAAUCGUUUGAAGAGAGAUUUGUUUGGUUGGCGGGGAAGAUGGAAAGGGACCAGCUACGGGUGGUGGCAUCGCUGGCAUGGGCUGCUUGGUUCUGUCGGAAUAAGGGUGUUUUUGAUGCAGCUAAUACAGUUGAUCCGGUUAGUAUUGCAGCUGGUUUUGUGAAGUUAAAUAAGGACUAUGGAAGCUAUAUGGGUAAGGUGGGAAUGGUAACACAGCAGACUCACUUUCCCUCGGCCUCGACGUGGAUAAAGCCUCCUGAAUUUUGUGUCAAGGUGAAUGUGGAUGCGCAUACUAUGGAAGGUAUUGGGGUGAGGUUCGGGGUGGUUAUAAGGGAUGAGAAUGGGAAAAUCCUUUUAGCGGCUGUGAAGAGUGUUGGGGCGCGCUGGAAGCCGGCACUAGCAGAGGCUGGUGCUGCUAGGUACGGGUUGGAACUAGCGAGGAGGAUGGGGUACAAAACAGUCAUCUUGGAGUGCGAUGCUCUUAAUGUGGUUCGAGCGAUUCAAGAGAAGCAAGAUGGGGCUAAAAAACCAUCAAAGGAAGGGCGGUAG